Molecule: messenger RNA, 993 nt
Organism: Angiostrongylus costaricensis
Lineage: Eukaryota; Metazoa; Nematoda; Chromadorea; Rhabditida; Metastrongylidae
Source: the annotation of a GenBank genome assembly
CUGACCGAUUAUGCUGCUCGGAAGAAGCAGCGAGAGAAGGAGAGAGAGAAACUUCGUAAGGCUGGUCUUCUUGAAGAACCGUCAGCUAAAGCUGCUUCAGCGGAACCAGAGGAAAAGAAGGCAUCACCACCUGCUGAAGCUUAUUCACCAUUACAACUAAUGGCUGACCACCUUCUGCGGAAAAUUAUGUUGAAAGAUCCAGAAGAGUAUUUUGCGUUUCCGGUGACCUCAUCAAUGGCUUCUGACUAUCAUAAUAUUAUAUCCCAGCCAAUGGAUUUCUCGAAGAUGCGACAGAAAAUUGAAGAUGAUGCAUAUCAGACAAUUACCGAGAUGAAAACAGAUGCAGAGUUAAUUGUGUCAAACGCCUUGACAUAUAAUAAUCCCAACACGGUUUACCAUCUAGCAGCUACACGGCUGUCAGCCGUUGUCAAAUACUAUUUCUCCGAGCAGUAUCUCCGCUACAUCUUCCAUACACUUCCAUUUGCCAAUCAGGUCUUUCCAUGUAUUCGGACGAAACUCGAAGUUAAACAGGAGGAUCGUCGACGUCAGGCCUUGGUAGAUGACAUGACCGGGGAGGAUUGUUUAAUUGCUGCAGAUCCUGAAACUCGGUCGAGGUUGUCAGUUCGAUUACCGAACGCAAAAUUAGCGUUCUUGGAUAAUAAGGAUGGAGCAACCGUUUUGAAUGUGAUUGGUGAGGGAGAGAAAAAGGGUCUAAAACUUGGAGAUAUUAUAGGACCACUAGAAGAAGGCACACCUGGUAUGCUGAGUCUUGGGGAUCACAGGUUAUCCGGUCAAUCUAUGAUAACGUAUCUUAACUAUGGACCAUUCGCCUCAUUUGCCCCCCAGUAUGACUCAACUUGGGCCACACUAACAAAAGAAGACUCAGAUCUUCUCCUUAGGUGGGUAGUGUUUCUCUUAGUAUAUCUGAUGAAAGAGGUGAAAUUCUUUGAAGUUGCAAUUGGGUUUAAUUUUCAUUUGCAUCUGUCUAAAUGA